AUGGUGGUGCUGCCUGUGCGGCGCAAGGAGUGCCAGGAUGGAAGGUCCGCCGGAGCUCCUUGCUUUGGUGUGGCCUCCAUGCAGGGCUGGCGCGAGGAGAUGGAAGACGCGCAUCUGGCGCUGCCGGACUUUGACCCAGAGCGGGGGCUGAGCCUCUUCGGUGUCUUCGACGGGCACGGAGGGGAGGUGGUGGCGCAGCUUGUCAGUGAGCGCCUGCCGGAGACGCUGCGGGGGCUGCCGGAGUACCGCGCCGGGCGCUUUCAGGAGGCGCUCUUCAAGGCCUUCAUGGCGCAGGAUGACUACCUGCGGAGCCCCGAGGGCCGCAGGAUGUUGGCCAAGCGCAAAGCGAACGCCAUGGGCAUGGGCAGCACCGCUGUCGUGGCGCUGCUGAACGCCUCGAAACGCGAGCUCUUUGUCGCUAACUGCGGGGACUCGCGGGCGGUGCUGGUGAGCGGCAAAGGGGCGGUGGCCAUGUGGGGAGCCUCGGAGGUCUCACGCACCUCACCGUUCAAUUUCACGUGA
Messenger RNA from Effrenium voratum, 522 nucleotides. NCBI's taxonomy places the organism in Eukaryota, Dinophyceae, Suessiales, Symbiodiniaceae. The record is from the annotation of a GenBank genome assembly.